Molecule: messenger RNA, 1290 nt
Organism: Mangifera indica (mango)
Lineage: Eukaryota; Viridiplantae; Streptophyta; Magnoliopsida; Sapindales; Anacardiaceae
Exons: 1
Coding region: 184-1176 (330 amino acids)
Source: RefSeq, a predicted model, not a curated record
UUCCUCAUUAAAACAAAUAAGAACGAGCCAAGCAAGCAAGUCAAUCGAUCUCUCUGGACGCCAUGCUCUGUUUGUAGCUAAACUACAAACAAUCAGCCUUCUUCACUCUUAUUUCUUUCUUUUCAUCAUCCUCAUCAACAUCAUCCUUCUCUAAAGUGUUUGUAUCUCUGAGACUGAUCCACCAUGCCAACGCCACAUCUCAGUCUCUGCACCAUCCUUUCCGAAUCAAAACGCAUAAUCAAAGCACACUCACGUCACUUCCUGGCGCUCUCAGUCCUCUUUCUUCUCCCCUUAUCUUUCUCUAUCGUCGUUUUCCCUACCCUCCAACAACUCCUUCACUUCACCACACACAACUCAAGAACUCUUCUUAGCCACGCUAUUUACCAUUCCACGUUUGACAAACAAAGUCUUCUCCUUACUCUCUUGUACUUGGGUUUUACCUUUGUUUUAUCACUCUGCGCUGUUGGUUCUAUCACCUACAGUGUCUUCCAUGGCUUCUAUGGUAGACCCGUUAAAUUUAUGUCUGCUAUUAAAUCCAUUGUGGUUUCCUUUUUCCCUCUUCUUGCUACCAUUCUUCUUUGUCAAAUAAUCAUGUCUGGGAUUAUUGCCUUUUUUGUGAUUGUGGUGUUUUUGGUCGUCAAGUUCGUUAAUUUUGUUGGUUUUCAGUGUGAGUACUCCUACUCCUCUCCCUUCUUUGUGGGGUGUAUUUUACUCCUCAUCAUAUUUUUAUUGUUGAUUUUGGUUUAUUUGCAAGUGAAUUGGGUUUUGGUAGCUGUAGUAGUGGUGGUGGAAUCGAGUUGGGGGUUUAAGGCAUUGAAGAGAAGUAAAUAUUUGGUCAAAGGAUACAGCUUUGUGGCUUUAUCGCAGAGUUCAUGUUUCGCAUUUCUGGUUGGGAUUUUAAUUUGGAGCAGCUCGGAUUUAGGCACUCGUUUUGGGGGCAUCAGUAAAGGGUGGAGUUGGGCAUUUGUGCUACAAAUUGUGAUUGCUUCAACUUUGUUGAUGUUGUUGUUCCUUUACAACAUUGCGGCGAAUACGUUGUUGUAUAUGUAUUGCAAAGCAAUACAUGGAGAACUUGCAAUGGAGAUUGCAGAGGAAUUUGCCGAGGAGUAUGUGAGUUUGCCUUUCGAUAAUGGGAAAGUACCUCAUCUUGUUUCUGCUGUUUAUAAUGGAUACUAGGUUUUCCUGCCUUGUAAUAAUAACUCCUUGUUUGUAAUUGGUAUGGCUGUUGUGUACUAUGAAAUUAAUGUAUGUGAAUAUCUAAAAAUGUGAGAUGUGAUCUUUUCAUGUCAA